AUGGAGAGAGACGGUUAGAGCAAUUCAUGAAAUUAAUGGACACUUGAUUUGAAAUAAUUUUUUAACUCGAAACUCUCUAACUGUCUGCGCUCUCUCCUUUUCUCGCCACCGUCUCAUCGAGAGAGAAAAAGAGUUCAGACACUGGGAAAAUGAAGAAAAGCUCGCUAAGGUAAAAGUUGGGAAGAUCUUCUUUCGGUUCCUCAGAAGGCGUUUGGAAGCUUUCCAGAAAGUGGUCGCCUUCCACAAAGCUUCCUGACACCUUCUACUCAGAAAAAAGCCUGCCGGAAGCCUUCCAGAAACUUUCCAGCAGGCUUCUGGAAGGCUUCUGGCAGUCAUUAUCCAUUUUCACCUUCCAAAUACCUAUUAUCUAUUUUCCGAACACCUUCCAAAGGUUUUUCCAAGACCUUCUAGCUUCCCUACACCUUCAAACCUCUUGCUGGUUACCUUCCCAACACCUUCUUAAGAUUCGCCUGAGCGUUUUUUAUUAGAAAGAAUUUGAUAAGUUUUAGUAAAUUUGGAUGUGGGCCAAAACGGAACGUGACUCUCGUGCCGCCUUCAGAAACCGAAUGCAUGGGCGACGACGCGAUUUUAGGUUUUUUUUACUCUAUUUUUUAUCACUGUCCUCUUAAAUUUCGAUUGAUUAGACCUUGGCUAACCAGAUAAUUUAUUGUAUUUUCUUUGAUUUAGUCGCGUUGGAACCAGAAAAAAGUUAAAAUUCUGGAAAACGUGUCGUUUUUUUAAUGGAUUUUAAUGCUGUACUGUAAAAUUUACAUUAUUUUCCAAUCUUCCGUGGAAGUUGAUUUUUUUCGAACUGAAAAAAAUGAGUAAAACCAAAAUUUUUGGCGAACCGCGACGCUUCUGAAGAUACUGGUUGUAUGAUGGAAUUUUUCAGCAAAUUUUCUGAAAUUUCAAUUUUUUCUUAAAAAUAUGAAUAGAUUUUAAAUGGAGAAUGAAUCUCCCAAAAUGGCUAUGAAAAAAAAACUUUAUCGACCGCAACGCAGCCGCGACGCGUCUGGAAAAAUCCUGUUGUUAAGCGGAUUUUUCGAUUUUUUUUUUUUUUUGGUUCAAAAGUUUCUAGGAAUAUUCCAAAAAUAGAAAAAAAAUGAAAACCUUUUCCUCCAAAAUUCAGGCCUACUUAAUUAUAUUUGUAAUGUUCAGACCACAUUCUCUACGGGUACAACAAUUUGGACCUACCUGGCGGUGGACACGUACAGGUGUCCAUUGAGGUCGGUUUUCCCGAAAUUAUUUGAUUAUUCAAAAAAAUUCGAAUUCGCUCUGAAAUCGGAAACUGUUAAAAAAAAGUAGUUUUUCUAAUCAAAGAUAUCACAAAAAAACGUCUAGAUUUUUCCAAUUUUUUUAGUUAUACCCUUAUUUUCAAACCGAUUCAUUCCAAAUGAUAAAAAAACUAUCGGAAGAUCUUCAAGAUUAUAUCGACUGACUAAAAAGUAUUUGAAAUUAGCUUUCUAACUAAUUUGAAACGUAUUUAAUGGGAGAAUCAGCGGGCUGUAUAAAGAAAAUAAAAGAAUAUAAUUUUUCGAAAGAAAAAAACGUAGUCCACACGUGAUCUUUUUCAUUAUGGCGAGAACACAUAUUCAAAAACGGUUUUUUUCCUACAUAGAGAAAUUAUGAAAAAAAUGAAAAGAUUGAAUUUUUUUAAAAAUGUCGAGAAAAAAAUCCCGCAAAAAAACGGGGAGAGGAGUCGAACCAGGAAGUGUUUGAAUCAGGAGGCUUGCCUUAUUUUUGGAAUUUUCCCGAUUCGAAUCGCUUUUUUUCAGUCUUUAAAAGCAUGAAAAGUCCAUCUAGAAGUUUAGAAAUAGAAAAACCACAAAAAAAUAAGAAUUUCUUCUUCAAAUAUUUCUAAAAAAACCAGAAAUUCCGAAAAUCCACCCGCAAAAAAACGAGGGAGAGGAUUCAAACCGGAUUUUUUUAGUAAUUUUUCAGAAGCUUAUUUUUUUAUACAUUUACGAACACAACUCAGUUUCCUGUUCAGAUUUGGGUCCAGGAAGUGUCGAAAAUCAUAGAAAUCACCUCGGAGUUCGAGCUCGACAUUUAUGUGACUGAAAGGUGGACCGACCCGGCGCUGGCUUACGCCCAUUUGAAUCCUUGUAAAGGGUAGGGUCUUGAUCAAAUUUAAAAAAAGAAAAGAGGCAUGAAAAAUUAACGAGAAAAAGUAGGAAGUUGCUCUAGAAAAAUGGCAAAAAUGAUAGAGGUGAAAGGAGUCGAACCCUGGUCUCAAAGUUAUCAGACCAAAGUGUUAGCCGCUCGACCAUUCUGUCAAAGAGCCCGUAGGUGUCAUAGGCGCACGUAUACCUCGUAGUUGACCCUUAUCGUAUUCAUAAAAGGUUGUUUUUGAUAUUAUCUUCAACUUUCAAUUGAUUUUUAUUUAACACCUCUAAAUUUUUAAAACUUUUUUAAAAAAUGGUUGUGAAUCGGAAACUAUUAAAAAAAGUAGUUUUUUAUCAAAAUAUCACAAACAAAAAGUCUCGAUUUUUCCAAAUUUUUUAGUUAUUCCCUCAUUUUUUUAAGCCGAUUCAUUCCAAAUGAUAAAAAUUAUUGGCAAUCCAGAGUUUUUAUUAACUGUCUGAAAGUGUUGGAAAUUAGCUUUCUAACUAAUUUGAAACGUAUUUAAUGGGAGAAUCAGCGGGCUGGAUAAGAAAUAAAUCAAAAUUAUUUUCGAAAAAAACGUAUUCCUCCACACGUGAUCUUUUCAUUAUGGUGAGAACAUGUAUUUAAAAAAAACGGUUUUUUUUUCCUACAUAGAGAAAUUAUGAAAAAUGAAAAGAAUGAAUUUAAAAAAAACCGUUUAUUGCAUCAUCAAUGUGAGAAUACAUGUGAAAUCGACUUUCAUUAUUUUUAACUGUCUUUAAAUGGCGGCAGGAGCUGUGAAUUUCGCUCGUAGAACAUCAGGUACAAGAGAGGUCGUAGGAAGAAGUACGGCUUUCCAAAGGCCGACGGCAGCUGCAUGCAGCUCCCAAUUUGAGCUCCCAAAUAGGGAUGAAAGGCUUGGUCGACCUUGGAGGGACUCGAAACUACGACCUCGCGGACGUUAGAAAUGAGUCUUACCAGCUGAGCUAUGCCGCCCCCUCUAAUUAUAUUUUUCGAAUAUUUAAGGUCCUAGAAUUUAAAGAAAUCAUUUGAAAAUUUAACAUUUUUCCCUUAUUUCAGCUUCAUUCAUAAUGUAUUUUCUCGCUUUCUGUUUCAUAUUCCAAUCCCAGAAACAUGUCAGUUGACGGAGCAAGAACUCUGGAACAAAUCUGGAAUCCUCACGCGUGUUUCGUCAACAGCAAAUUGGCCAACAUCCACGAGAGCCCGUUCAAAAACGUCUUUUUGCAGAUUUACAGGUGAUUUUUAACCUCGGCGCAUUCAAAAAAAGUCAAAAAAACCGAUGAGAUUCAAAAAGAAAUAAUGAGCAGAAGGUAGGUUUUUGGGCAAUUUUUUUAAAUGGCUAAAAAAAAUCAACUUGAGCCGCAACGCGACCGCGACGCGUCUACCUUUUAUUUUUUGUAAUAUCACCGUCUUUUUUUGAUGAUAUAACGAUUUUAAGGAAGAUUCUUAUCGUUUCUAAGCUUAAAAGUACGAUAGUUGGCACAAUUUGAGCCGCAACGCGACCGCGUCGCAACUGAAGGAACUGGAAUUUUUUAAUGAAAUUUUUAAAAAAUCUAGAAAAAAAUUUUUUAUCAUGUUUUUUAACGUUAUCUUUGCUAUUAAAUAUGUUCAAAUUUUCUCAUUUUUUUCAGCAACGGCAGUAUUUGGCUGAAUUAUCGAAUCAAGCUGACUGGACCUUGUUCCAGUACUUUGAGGCGAGUUUUUGCCCGAAAAUAAAUUUUUAAUCUGAAAGAGGAGUCCAUGAAAGGACAUUGGACUACGUAAAAGUCAAAAAAAGCCAUUUUCCAGCUUAAAAUCUUGGGAAAAGCUAAUUUAAUUGGCCACUUAAGUGGUCGCUAUAUUAGCCGGAAGUAGCCACUUAAGGGGCGUGAUAAAAAUUUUCCGGACAUAGAGGACUGGUACUUGAAAAAAAUUUUUUUUUUAGUUUUUUCUUUUUGUCGACAGCUUUUCCGGGAACCUUUAAAAGCUAAAUUUAUGUCUGAAACAGGGAAAAAUUAUUAAAAACGGAAAAAAUCGAUUUCAGAACCUUCCCCAUUGAUCAACAACGCUGCAUGCUCUUCUAUGAGAGUUUCACUUAUAAUACGGAUCAGGUAGAGUCUAUUAUAAAAAAAGAGAGAGAGAGUCCAGACACUCUAGAUGUCUGAAACCUCUCGUUUUCCGCACUCUCUAGUUGUUUUUUUCAGGUAGAGAUGGAUUGGAUCACUACAGUCCCGCCAAUAACUAUUUUAAAAGGGAAUAUCACUUUGCCGGACUAUGUUUUAGUUGGCUUUUCGGCUUCUAGCGAGUUAAGGGUCAGUUUUUUAAUGAAUUUAAAAAAAAUGUGAAAGGGGUUUGAAAAAUUAAAAGAAAAAACGAUUUUCGCCUGAUUGAAAGGGGAAAAAUGACUUUGCUGUUUUUAGAAACCAAAAUUAGGUGGAAUAUCCAUUUUUCAGUAAUGACACGAUAAGUAUAUGUCUUCACCCUUAUCCAAAGUUUUUGUGGCCGCAUUUGGAAUGGCUUGAAAUUAGUAGUUGCGGCCGACCAUCAGUGACUGACCAUAAUAAGAAGUUAUUGGUCGGUCGCAAAGCCGCGACGCGUCGAGCCAUUCCAAAUGCGACCACUUUUCUUUCUUUAGCUUUACCCACCGGGAAUUUUCAACGAGCUCAUCGCCACCUUCACUUUUCAACGACUUUACGGUUUCUACAUUUUGCAGGUUUAUUCUUAUUAAAUCUACUUAUUUUUUGUUUCAUUUGGAGAAUUAUUAGAGCUUUAAUGAACCUAAGGUUUUGGCAAAAAAAAAAGCGAGGAUGGGAUUCGAACCAGUGACCUUCUGAGUGGAGUUUAAUCACUUACCAGCUGAGCUAUGGCGUUCAAAACAAUGUCGAGCCUUUUAUAGUGCUACUGUUUCCUCUAAAAGCAAAAGAAUAUAUAUUUGAACCACUUAGCGCAGCGGAUAACCCCUCAGACUAUCGAUAAAAGGGUCGUUGGUUCGAGUCCCACCUCCGUUUUUGCCGUUUUUAGGCUUCAUUUUGAAGAGAAUUACACGCUCUAUUUGGAUUUCAGGUCUAUGUACCCGCCUAUAUUUCUGUUUUCAUUUCUUGGGUCUCUUUUUAUCUUGGCGCCGAGCAAAUUCCUAGUCGGACCACCGUUGGCGUCAAUUCUUUGCUCGCCUUGACGUUGGUUUUUGGCUUUCUCUUUAAAAAAAAUAGAUUAUGCGAAAAAAAAUCUACAGUGUGAUCCUGGGGGUGUUCUGUAG
Caenorhabditis auriculariae is the source of this 5341-nucleotide messenger RNA. NCBI's taxonomy places the organism in Eukaryota, Metazoa, Nematoda, Chromadorea, Rhabditida, Rhabditidae. The record is from the annotation of a GenBank genome assembly.